CCUGGACAAUGAAUCAUCUACGAGUUUCUUUCCAUGUAUCUGAUCCAACACUGAUGAAUGUUACAUCUGAGAGAAAGGAACUCGUUGCAUUGAAGACCGUCAAAUAUCAGGUAACUGUGCAGGAUAAGGGCGUUGCUUUUACCCAGCAUCCUCCUGGAGAGGGUCUCGUCCCAGUCUCUUUGAUAUUACAUACCUGGAAGUCUUCAUUUUCUUGUUGGGAGAAGUCUGGUGGUGGACACAACAACGUCAAGAGCCCGCAAGUGAUGACGGUCUAUCUAGGUUGCCCUGGUAACAGACAAGUCGUUUUUGACGCCCAAAUGUCUAUGACAGCUGGAGGACAAAACCAAUACUGUGACUCAGCCGAUAAUGUGCCGUGUUUUCUCUACGAAAGAGUGUUUUACCCAUUGUUUGAUAUUGUUGACUUGGCAACGGGUAACGAGACUGCAUUUCUUGGGCAGUACACGUUGAAAAUCGUUGGAGGUGGCCUGGAUCUAGACACYAUACGCGACUACACCACACAACAGCAGCAAUCAUACAACUUUAAGAGUGCAGGGAGUACUUCCUCUUUGAUCUGGGCAGCAAAAGAAAAAACCUUGGCUACAAUUCCAAUAUUCAAUAGAUCAACAAAUGGAAUACAGUGGCUGUGUGGUACKGAAAGCCCUUGCGCAAACGUCGAUCCUAAGUUCAUGGAUAACGCUCAGUUCUACUUCAAAGUCGAGUUUUCCAACAGGGGCGUCGCCGAAACGAACUGUGACUACACUUUGCGSUUUAUCAUGCGCGUACAUGGGCUCCCUCCAGGCUCGCUUUAUCCUUCGWCUAUCAUUGUUUUAUCCUGCCUAGGAAUCAUCAUCACCRUCGUCAUGACUCUAUUCAUCUUCAAGAGACAAGAACAAAAGCUUAUCAAACAAGUUAAAGUAUACAUUACUGGGCUGCUUAACAUGACAGGUAGCUCUUCUCAAAAUCCUGGACUGCCUGAUAUUGGAACCGAUAGACUUGAGAUGGGAAAGAUGGAACCACAACGAAGUGUGGAAGGUGGACCGUUCAGAAACCGCGGUAAUUGUGGCAUUGCCUGGGAAAAGAAGGACCAAAGUACUAAGGGAGAUAAGGGCUGAUACAUGCCUGGUACCUUGUGGUAUACAUACAUCAUUUUAUUUG
Molecule: messenger RNA, 1155 nt
Organism: Exaiptasia diaphana
Lineage: Eukaryota; Metazoa; Cnidaria; Anthozoa; Actiniaria; Aiptasiidae
Product: cation channel sperm-associated protein subunit gamma 1
Exons: 9
Coding region: 9-1112 (367 amino acids)
Cellular component (GO): sperm principal piece; CatSper complex; motile cilium
Source: RefSeq, a predicted model, not a curated record